AUGACCCAUUCCUGCUGCUCCCCUUGCUGUCAACCUACCUGCUGCCGGCCCACCUGCUGCAGGACCACCUGCUGCCGGCCCACCUGCUGCCAGCCCACCUGCUGCCAGCCCACCUGCUGUGAGCCCAGCUGCUGUCAGUCCCGCUGCCCCCCAACUUGCUCUCAAACCACCUGUUGCAGGACCAUCUGCUGCAAACCUACUUGUGUGACCACCUGCUGUCAGCCUACCUGCUGUGAGCCCAGCUGCUGCCGGCCUUGCUGCCCCCCAACUUGCUAUCAGACUAGUGAAAACACCUGCUGUAGGACCACAUGCUGCAAACCCACCUGUGUGACCACCUGCUGUCAGCCCACCUGCAGUGGGUCCAGCUGCUGCCAGCCUUGCUGUCGCCCUGCCUGCUGUCAGACCACCUGCUGCAGGACCACCUGCCUCAAGCCUACUUGUGUGACCACCUGCUGCCAGCCCACCUGCUGUGGAUCCAGCUGCUGUGGACAAACCUGCAGUGGGUCCAGCUGCUGCCAGCCUUGCAGCCGCCCUGUCUGCUGUCAGACCACCUGCUGCAGGACCACCUGCUGCCAGCCUACUUGUGUGACCACCUGCUGUCAGCCCACGUGCUGUGGGUCCAGCAGUUGUGGACAAACCUGCAGCAGAUCCAGCUACUGCCAGCCUUGCUCCCACCCCAGUUGUGUGUCCACCUGCUGCCAGCCUUCCUGCUGCUGA
Dama dama (fallow deer) is the source of this 717-nucleotide messenger RNA. Its product is annotated as keratin-associated protein 9-2. Gene Ontology annotation, cellular component: keratin filament. The transcript is spliced from 2 exons. Bases 1 to 717 code for a protein of 238 amino acids. NCBI's taxonomy places the organism in Eukaryota, Metazoa, Chordata, Mammalia, Artiodactyla, Cervidae. The record is from RefSeq and is a predicted model, not a curated record.